AUGGUGUCGGUCUACACCUACCUUCUGGGUCUUCUCAUCUGCGGCGCUACCCUGAAGUUUGUCCGGAUUCUCCGCUUCAACUCUCACGUGUACGCCUUGUCUAUGACCAUGAGGCGAUCCCUCAAACCUGUAGCGCUGUUCAUGCUCACGGCCGGAAUCCUCAUCAUGGCUUUUACACAGAUGGCGAAUCUGAUUUUCGGUGUGAAGCUUGCGGGGUACAGGAACAUAACUUCCAGCCUGCAGAGCCUUCUGUUUAUGAUGUUGGGAAGUUUUGACUUCAGGGCAUUGGAACAGGGACAUAACCUUUUAGGACCACUGAUGUUUUUCACAUACCAGUGCAUGAUGCAGUUUUUCUUGCUCAGUAUGUUCAUGGCUAUCAUUUUGGAUGUGUACGCAGAAGAGACACAAUCCACAAACACAGAGGAGCUGAACUUAAACACUUUCGUGAAAGAAUCUGCAUUAAGAACAUUGAAGAAAGUUCAGGACAGAAAUUCUCAUAAUAUCGACGUGAAAAGGAACAUAUCGAGCAAAGAAGACAAGGGAAUAUUGGCGGAUAUGCUUGUGAAAAUAGACCGCAUGGUUGACAAUCUAGAAAAUGGUGUUUAUGACUAG
This is a messenger RNA of Branchiostoma belcheri (Belcher's lancelet), 612 nucleotides long. Its product is annotated as polycystic kidney disease 2-like 1 protein. Gene Ontology annotation, molecular function: calcium channel activity. Lineage: Eukaryota; Metazoa; Chordata; Leptocardii; Amphioxiformes; Branchiostomatidae. Gene Ontology annotation, biological process: detection of mechanical stimulus. The record is from RefSeq and is a predicted model, not a curated record. Bases 1 to 612 code for a protein of 203 amino acids. Gene Ontology annotation, cellular component: membrane. The transcript is spliced from 2 exons.